Cynara cardunculus var. scolymus (artichoke) is the source of this 1269-nucleotide messenger RNA. Its product is annotated as 1-aminocyclopropane-1-carboxylate oxidase 5-like. The transcript is spliced from 3 exons. The coding region runs from base 28 to 960 and encodes 310 amino acids. Gene Ontology annotation, molecular function: dioxygenase activity. The record is from RefSeq and is a predicted model, not a curated record. Lineage: Eukaryota; Viridiplantae; Streptophyta; Magnoliopsida; Asterales; Asteraceae.
ACUUUCUUUAACUUCCACCUGAAAAAAAUGCCGAUCCCGGUGAUCGACUUCUCGAAACUUGACGGCCCUGGGCGACCUGAAGCAAUGGCUCAGAUAGCAACUGGAUGUGAAGAAUGGGGAUUCUUUCAGCUGGUGAAUCAUGGGAUUCCGGUGGAGCUUCUGGAGAGGGUGAAAAAGGUGAGCUCUGAAUGCUAUAAGUUAGAGAGGGAAGAAAGCUUUUUCAAGAGCUCGACACCGGUGAAGCUGUUGAAGGAGUUGGUCGACAAAAAAAGUGGAGACAAGCUGGAAAAUAUCGACUGGGAAGAUGUGUUCCUUCUCUCAGACGAUAAUGAAUGGCCACCAAACACCAUCGCAUUCAAGGAAACCAUGACCGAAUACCGAACAGAACUGAAGAAAUUAGCGGAGAAGCUGAUGGAAGCCAUGGAUGAAAACUUGGGGAUCCCCAAAGGGUAUAUUAAGAAGGCUUUCAAUGGUGGAGAAGGCGAAAAAGCGUUCUUCGGGACGAAAGUCAGCCAUUACCCACCUUGUCCUCAUCCGGAGAUGGUCAGCGGUCUGCGGGCACACACCGACGCUGGAGGCAUCAUCCUUCUCUUCCAAGAUGAUGAGGUUGGAGGUCUCGAGAUUCUCAAAGGUGGCGAAUGGAUCGAUGUUCAACCACUCCCCAAUUCCAUCGUCAUCAAUACAGGUGAUCAAAUAGAAGUGUUGAGUAACGGAAGGUACAAGAGCGUUUGGCACCGAGUUCAGGCUUUGCCCAACGGAACCAGGAGAUCGAUAGCUUCCUUCUAUAAUCCAUCCUACAAUGCCACCAUCGGACCUGCAACCCAACUAAUCGAAAAAGAAAACAAAGAUAUCAAUCAAUUUGGUUACCCAAAGUUCGUGUUUGGUGACUACAUGUCCAUAUAUACCGAACAGAAGUUCCUCCCGAAAGAACCGAGGUUCCAUGCUGUACGAUUUGUCUAAGGAUCGAGCAGACGAUACAUAGAUGGGGAUUGAACGGACGUCCUCAAAGAAGUGAGCAAGUAAUUCAGUCCUUUUUGUUUAGGGUUUAUGUUUAAACCAGUGAUCAUAGGUAAUAAGCUUUAACCAGUGAUCAUGGGUUCUGCCCUUCUGCUGCUAGUUAUGCAGAUUGGUGCAGAUUGUAUUUCAUGUUUCUAUUGCAAAUAUUAAUUGCUUUGUGUCACUGUUUUAUUUGUGAUUUCUUGGGUUUUAUGUUGUACAAUAUACACGCAACUUACCUUGUAAGCAAAGGCAAUUCUGCGGCUUUUCUUG